Messenger RNA from Salarias fasciatus (jewelled blenny), 1312 nucleotides. It is a transcript of the gene fbp1b, whose product is annotated as fructose-1,6-bisphosphatase 1b. The transcript has 9 exons. Bases 146 to 1159 code for a protein of 337 amino acids. Gene Ontology annotation, molecular function: fructose 1,6-bisphosphate 1-phosphatase activity. Gene Ontology annotation, biological process: gluconeogenesis; fructose metabolic process; fructose 6-phosphate metabolic process. Lineage: Eukaryota; Metazoa; Chordata; Actinopteri; Blenniiformes; Blenniidae. Gene Ontology annotation, cellular component: cytoplasm; cytosol. The record is from RefSeq and is a predicted model, not a curated record.
CUCAUAAACUAAUUCUCUGCAUGCUGGGACACACAGUUUGUUCCACCGCGUCCUGUUUGGUUGUCGUCUUGCUCGUACGUCUUUAUCACCACAUGUAGAACUGAAGACAUCAGGUCCCAGUCCCGGUCCCAGGCCUGACAGCAACAUGUCCGACAAAGGAGCUUUUGACACCAACGUGCUGACCCUCACCAGGUUUGUUCUGGAAGAGGGCAGAAAGGCCCAGGGCACAGGUGAGCUGACAACGCUGCUCAACUCCAUCUGCACAGCUGUCAAAGCCAUUUCCACCGCUGUCAGGAAGGCUGGGAUUGCAAACCUAUAUGGCAUCGCUGGAAGCACCAAUGUGACGGGGGACCAGGUGAAGAAGCUGGACGUCCUCUCCAACGACCUGGUCAUCAACAUGAUCAAGUCCUCCUUCACCUCCUGCGUGCUGGUGUCGGAGGAAGACGAGAAAGCCAUCAUUGUGGAGCCAGACAAGAGGGGAAAAUACAUUGUGUGCUUCGAUCCUCUGGAUGGCUCCUCCAACAUCGACUGUCUGGUCUCCAUUGGAACAAUCUUUGCUGUCUACAGAAAGACCACAGAUGGGGAGCCAUGUGAGAACGACGCGCUGCAGCCUGGGAGAAACAUCGUGGCGGCCGGCUAUGCCCUGUACGGCAGCGCCACCAUGAUGGUCCUCUCCACCGGCCAGGGAGUCAACUGCUUCAUGCUCGACCCCUCCAUCGGCGAGUUCAUCUUGGUGGAUCGUAACGUGAAGAUUAAGAAAAAGGGGAAGAUCUACAGUCUGAACGAAGGAUACGCACAGCAGUUCUAUCCAGAUGUGACGGAGUACCUGCAGAAGAAGAAAUUCCCAGAGGACAAUUCCGCUCCUUACGGCAGUCGCUACGUUGGCUCUAUGGUGGCCGAUGUUCACCGUACGUUGGUGUAUGGAGGAAUCUUUUUAUACCCCGCUAAUGUGAAAAGUCCGAAGGGCAAGCUGAGGCUGCUCUAUGAGUGCAACCCCAUGGCCUACAUCAUGGAGCAGGCCGGAGGCAUGGCCACCACCGGAUCCGUCGCCGUCCUGGACAUCCAGCCCACCGCCAUCCACCAGAGGGUCCCCGUGGUCCUGGGCUCUCCCGAUGACGUGCAGGAGUACAUUUCCAUCUACAAGAAGCAUAAUAAAUGAGUGUCAUCACCAGGUUUGUUCUGGUAGUAACUUAAACGAGAGGCUGUGUGCGGACAUUCAAGGUGCUUUUCGUUCAUUCCCUCUGUUGCACUGAAGAAGGAACGAAGAGCUUCGCCGAAGCCACUGACUCUGCUUCACACUGAGCUCAUUUCA